GGGAAAUUCUCUGUUUUAAUGUAGGGGUCAAAGUUCUUACAAAUGCUCUAGAUUGUCGCUCUUUGAUUUUGAAGAAAAUCCUGUUUCAGUCAUUUCUCGUGUUUGUUUCAGCUCUUAUAAGCAGAUCAAAACCUGCCAGAGGUCCAAUACCCAGCAUAAUGAACUGGUGUUGCUCAUUAUACGACAUAAUGAGCAACACCAGCUCAUAAUUAGGUCGUAUUGCAAGAUCACGGCCUGAUCUGUUAAUACUCGUAUUGUUCUGCAGCAGAAUGUUUGUAACACUCUGCUGCAGGACAAACUGCAACCACAAUGCCAAAUAAAAGCUACAUUGACAAACUGCUGUCUUCAUUCAACCUGCAGCAUGAAUAGUCUUUAUUCACGGAGUGAAAACAUGACGACUUGAACAUGAACCUUCUUGUUUGGACAGGAUGAGCGUCCCCAGUAUUCAUCCCUAAUCCCUGCAGACAUACCAUGUACAUGAAACCACACACACACACACACACACACACACACACACACUCUUUGUUCAAUAGGUGGAGGCUCCCUCUUUUUUCUUUCUUUUUUUUUAAUGCACAGAGUGGGCGGAGUGAUUUUUACAGGAAGACUUGAUCCCACAUGCUUCAAAUUCCCUGCACAUUUGUUUUCAGCUGUGCUGCCGCAGAGGCCCUCUUGCCUCCAGCUUCUUCCCAGGAUGCUGCUGCUGUGGAUUUGCAUCUGUAUCGGUCCUCUGGUUCAGGUCCAGGGAGGUCUGGUUGUUUCCAGGAGAGAUGGCCUGAGACAGGAUGCCAGAGAAGUUACAGGAUCCAGUUCAAUAAAGAAAAGAAGUGCAGACAGGAAACAUGUGGAAGUGAACAGUGUAAGAGUUGCCUGCACGGUGACGUCCCGCUUCGCCCGCACCGUCGUGACCUCCAAGGCUCUGAACGCGGCAAACGCCUCCCAGGAAAUCGGCUUUGAAAUGGAUCUGCCGAAGACCGCCUUCAUCACCAGCUUCAGCAUGGAGAUGGACGGUCACGUCUACGCUGGAGAGGUGAAGGAGAAGGAGAAAGCCAAAAAGCAAUAUGAAAAGGCUGUCUCCAAAGGGCAAUCUGCUGGACUUGUCAAGGUCUCUGGGAGAACGAUGGAGCAGUUUUCCAUGUCCGUCAACGUUGCUGCGAAGAGCAGCGUGACUUUUGUUCUGAUCUACGAGGAACUGCUUCAGCGGACACUGGGCCAAUACGAGAUUGUGACCCGAGUUAAAGUGGAACAGCCUGUGCAGGAGUUUCAGAUUACAGCGGACAUCUACGAGCCACAGGGCAUUGCUUUUGUUGAAGCUACGGCAACUUUCCUCACCAAUGAGCUGCUGAAUCUUGUUGAGAAAACCACCACAGACACAAAGGCACACAUCUCUUUCUCACCAACAGCGGAGCAGCAGAGGUGUGCCCAGUGUCCACAAGGCUUGAUUAAUGGAGAUUUCAUCAUCAAAUACGACGUGAAGAGAGAAAAAGGCUUUGGGGAAAUUCAGGUUGUGAAUGGAUACUUUGUGCACUUUUUCUCCCCCCCUGACUUGGCCAGAGUCCCAAAGAAUGUGGUGUUUGUAAUUGACAGGAGUAUAUCAAUGGAAGGAAAGAAAAUGGCUCAGACUCGGGAUGCGAUGGUGUCCAUUCUGAAAGACCUCCACGAAGAUGACCACUUCGGUAUCAUCCAGUUUGAUGACAGCAUCAGUAACUGGAAGGAGCAUCUCACCAGAGCAACAGAGGAAAACAUUUCAGCAGCCAGCCAUUUUGUCAGGAGCAUCAAAGCACGUGGAGCUACGGACAUUAAUGCUGCUGUGUUGAGUGCAGUGAACAUGCUGAAGAGAAAAAGGCAGAACGAUAACGUUCCAGAGAGAAGCGUGGACAUGAUCAUUUUACUGACUGACGGGAAUCCAAGCUUUGGAGAGACUAGUGCUGAGAAGAUCCAGGAGAAAGUCCGCUUGGCCAAUGCAGGGGCCAUGUCUCUGUUCUCCCUGGGGUUCGGUAACGAUGUGGAUUACUCGCUCCUGGAUGUGCUGAGCAGGGAAAACAAGGGAAUUGCCAGGAGAAUCUUUGAGGGUUCAGAUGCUGUGGUCCAACUCAAAGGUUUCUACGAGGAAGUGUCCAACGUUCUUCUUUCAGAGGUGGACCUGCGUUAUCCUGACAAUGCAGUGAGCGCUUUGACUAAAAACCGAUACAGCCAACUCUUCAGCGGCUCAGAAAUUGUGGUGGCAGGACGGCUGAAUGAAAACGACGUGGAGAACAUUCUGGUUGAGGUGUCUGGCCAAGGGGCUGAAGGGGACCUCCACAAACAGUGGAAGGCAGAUGUGGUGAGCUGGGAUGUGGUGUACCCAGACAAGGAGUACGUCUUUGGUGAUUUCACUGAGCGUUUGUGGGCUUAUCUCACCAUCCAACAGCUGCUGGAGAAGAGUGAUAUUAGUCCUCAGUCGGAAAAAGAUGAAGCCAUAGCCAGGGCUCUGAACAUCUCUCUGCAGUACAGCUUCGUCACGCCUCUCACCUCCAUGGUGGUGACCAAGCCUGAAACCGAGGACACAGGAAGGAGUCCCUCCAUUGCUGAUAAACUGACUGAAGACCAGCGUCAACAGGCGGAAAGAAAUCGAGGCCCUACUGCUGCCAGUCGUACCAGAGCUCGAGGUGUGGGGGACGUGGACGGAGAUCCUCAUUUCAUAAUUGAGCUGCCAGACAGAGAGGACGCUCUGUGCUUCAAUAUAAACGACAGACCGGGAACCGUUUACAAUCUAGUCAGAGACCAGAAAUCAGGUUUUGUAGUGAAUGGCCAGAUUGUUUCCAAGAAGACAUUUACCCCUCAAGCCAAGAACAACACAUACUUUGGUCGUUUUGCUGUCACCCACAGAAAGCUGGGGCUGCAGCUGGACGUGAGCACUGACCAUAUAUCAGUUUUCCACAAUGGCAAGCAUGUUAGGUUGCAGUGGUCUGAUACGACCUCCGUGAAAGAUGACAGUUUGGACAUUAGACUGACUAACAGCUGCAGUCUGACUGUAUCGCUGCGGCACACAGUUAAAUUUAGGAUCAUCAGACACACAAAGAUUUGGAAGAAAUACCACGACCAACAAGACUAUCUGGGUUUCUACACCCUGGACAGUCACCACUUAUCUUCCUCAGUUCAUGGACUUCUUGGUCAGUUCUACCAUGGAGUUGAGUUUGAGGUGACAGAUUCGCAUCCAGGAGAAGUGGAGGGAAAUUCAAAUGCGAUAAUGUACAUAAAAGGCCAAACCAUCAAUGUGACCAGGCACUGGGAGAAGGAUUUCAGCAGGGAUGUGAAAGCGGGAAAGAACGUCCUCUGCUGGUUCGCGAACGAUGACGGACACGGCCUCAUCGACGGAUCAGCGUCAGACUACACUGUGCCUCACCUUUUCACUUUUUAAAUCUUAGAAACUCACCAUAUCUGCAACAUGUAACAUCAUUGGUCUAAGGUGGUAAAAUACUGUGGGUUUUGAAUUUUCAGUUGUAAAUCAUUAUGCAAUUAAAACUUCUUUGUAAGCUGUGCUGCAGAUCGCUGCAACAUAAGUUAUGCACUAUUGUCUAAUGCUAACGUUUACUGAUUUGUUUGUUUAGAAGUGUUUGUGCCUGGUUUAAACUUUUUGCUCAUGAGGCAUUCAGUGGUAGUCAUCUUUGGAAAGAAACUAACUAUUGGCUUUGCGCAGUGUUUUUUACCUCUUUGGUAAAACCAUAAGCUUCACAUAGCUCACAGGGACUCUGUCGUCACUAUUCCCUUUCUGUUAACAAAUAAAAGUCUUCAGAGUGUGGAA
Poecilia latipinna (sailfin molly) is the source of this 3781-nucleotide messenger RNA. RefSeq names its product inter-alpha-trypsin inhibitor heavy chain H3-like. The transcript has 22 exons. Bases 569 to 3397 code for a protein of 942 amino acids. Gene Ontology annotation, molecular function: serine-type endopeptidase inhibitor activity. The record is from RefSeq and is a predicted model, not a curated record. NCBI's taxonomy places the organism in Eukaryota, Metazoa, Chordata, Actinopteri, Cyprinodontiformes, Poeciliidae. Gene Ontology annotation, biological process: hyaluronan metabolic process.